ACACCAUGGAAGAAGGAGGUAUUUGUUGUGUGUCGUGUAAAAACACUGCAAAAAUACCAAAGUCAUUAGAUUGUGGGCAUAUUUGCUGUUUGGGGUGCAUUCAAGAUCUCAUUAAAGAAAAUAAAUCAUUAAAUGGACUUGUCAGCUGUCCCGAAUGCAAAAACGAAAGUCAAGUGCCUGAAGGGGUGGAGCAGUUGAAGCUCCUUUCUCUCAAGACUUUGGAUGAAGAGGUAUCACAGUUACUACAGAACGUGAAGGAUCAAUCAAAAGAAGAUGAAAUACAUUUCCAGACAGAAAGAAAAAAGGCUGAUGAAGCAAAAAAGAUAGCAGAAAAGGAAAGACAAAGGGUAGAGGACGAAAAACAAAGGAUAGAAGAAGCAACAAAGAGGGUAGAGGAGGCCAAA
Messenger RNA from Owenia fusiformis, 404 nucleotides. The record is from the annotation of a GenBank genome assembly. Lineage: Eukaryota; Metazoa; Annelida; Polychaeta; Sabellida; Oweniidae.